Molecule: messenger RNA, 2249 nt
Organism: Scophthalmus maximus (turbot)
Lineage: Eukaryota; Metazoa; Chordata; Actinopteri; Pleuronectiformes; Scophthalmidae
Gene: dcst1
Product: DC-STAMP domain containing 1
Exons: 16
Coding region: 150-2177 (675 amino acids)
Cellular component (GO): membrane
Source: RefSeq, a predicted model, not a curated record
AAUCAGCAUUAAGUUCACUGCUGUUGUCAGGUACCGUUCUGUAUCUCUGACACAGUUGAAGGGAGGUUAGUCGAGUUGCACAGAGCUGUCAGGCUCUGCUGCUGUGACGUUGUGACGUCGUGUCUCCUGCUGACGUCAGAGAAGGAGCGAUGGAGCAUCGGGACGAGGAUCUACUGCAAUAUGUCGUCAACACAUUGUGGAGAUUAAUAUUCAGACAGCAGCUACGAAUAAGAGACACUGGAAGAGCAAGGAGACGUCCAGCUCCGCACAGCAGUAAGUGUGUGUGUGUGUGUGUGUGUGUGUGUGUGUGUGUGUGUGUGUGUGUUCCAGCUGUGGAGAGGCUCAGCGUGAGCUUCCUGCCUCCCGCCAUUCAUCACUUCCUGUUCAGCCAAUCAGAGGAGUUGGUGUUGGCUCACCUGGCUCUCAGAGCGCUUUGUGGAGGCGUGAGCGGGACAGUUCUAUUGCUGGGCAUCGCGCACAGUCUCCCUUUGACCUUUGACCUGAAGCUGGCAGCAGGAGGCGUGUUUGUCGGUGUGUGUGUCGUUUGCGGGGCGUUGUCCUCCUCCUUCAGGUGUUCAGUGCUGCUGAUGUUUCCCAGCAUGCUCGGCUCUCGUGGCCGAACGUACCUGAUGGUGUUCAUCCUGUCUGUUCUCUGCACAGGACCCGUCUCUAACGUGGAGCGGAACGUGCGGGCGGCGGCGCUGUCCGUCAGCUGUAACCUGGACCUGCAGGUGCAUCACAGCCGGUUACUGUGGCAAGAAGCCGUGCGGCCGUUCACACGCAUCACUCAGCAACUCAGGGACGAUAAGGAGGGGUUGGAGUCGGAGGCUCUGAGCGUCAGCAGGACGUUUCAGAGCAUCAGAGACGAAGUGGUAGCUCAGUACGGUUACAGCCGGUUCAGUCCACAUCGCACGGCAUCCAGCAACAGCACGCAGGAGCGCUUCACUACAAAGACCAUGAUGCAGUGCGACAGUGUGGUGGACCAGGGUGUGCAGAGAUGUUCUGAUUGGUUCAGACGCAAGUGGGCGGAGUGUAUGGAGGCGAUACCUGUCCCCGUCAUCAACCACAUCCUGUGUGUCUCCAUGAAGUUCCACUUCCUGUGUGAUGUCAUGAGAGUGAUGACUCCGUGGUGCAGGGAGCAGCUUCCUGUGGAGGGAAACUUCGGUCCGCUGUUCGAUCAGCUCAAUGUUUCUGUCGACCGUUUGUCCAGACAGUUCAGCACCGAGCUCGUCCUGCAGCAGCAGCAGCAGCAGCCAGGGCUGGUCGGAGUCGUGGUGGACGAGCAGUUCACUCAGUCGGUCACAAGAUCUUUCCAGAAGCUGACGACGGUGAUGGAGAAGCUGCUGGACGUCCUGCAACUGCUGCUCUCCUUCACCUUCAUCUCCCUCUUCACCAGUGCGUUCAGUUACCUCAGACAGUACAGGAGGGACGUUCGUUUUGACAACGUCUACAUCACCACCUACUUUAGACAGAUCGACAGCCGCAGGAGAGGCGCGGGGAAGCGCUGCCUGCUGCCGCUGACUCGCUCGGAGAGGAGGAAGUUCAUCGACCCGGGGAGUCUGAGGAUCCAUCCUGACGAGUGGAGACAGGUGACAGCAGGUGUGUUCCAGGUGCUGUCUGUCUCUCUGCUGUGUGUCGUCUUGCUCACUGUCGACUUCUCUCUGGUUCACGUUCUGGACAUCGUCAGCAGACACACUGUGACCCACUUCAACCUGAGCAGCAGUCACCAGGUGAACAUCAAAGUGGGUGGGGCCUCCAUGAUGGCACGCCUCCUGAGGAAGACCGUGUCGGCCUUCAACAGCUCGUCUGACCUCCAUAUCCACACCCACAACCGGGGGUGUGUGGCCCCCCCCUCCUCCCUCUCUGCAGGUGUGUAUGUGAGCUGUGUGUGUUGUGUCCUGUUGGUGGCGCUGUUCACCUGUAUUCAGGUUUACAGCAACCGCCUCCGACGGGUCAUCGCUGCCUUCUACCACCCUCAGAGGGAGAAGAGGAGAGUUUUAUUUCUGUACAACCUGCAGAUCCAGAGACGCAUUUUCUCCAUGGACAGGAAACGCAUCAUCACACGUGGACGGGGGGCAGAGGCAGUGUUUCAGUGUGUGAGCAGGUUCGGCCGUCACCUCUGUUGUCGCCACGGACAGGACGGGUCCGACUCGGAGACGCACUACGACCCCGGCUAGAGACGCACAGGAAACAAACAUCUGGAUCCUCAGGCUCCUCAGAAACAUUAAUAAAGAAACGUCUGCUCCUCA